CGCAGGUUGUGUGAUAAUGCUCUCCGGCUUUUACCGACAGUAUCAAAAUGGAGCUCGGCGAGCCAGUGUUGUGUGCGGAGUAUCGUAUGUAAAUUUUGUUCUCGGGCGGUAUCCGGCCCAAAUAGGAAAUUGUCCGUCUGCUUCGUUGAGCGAUAUUUUUGUAAGGAUACACACAGUGUGGAAUAUUUGUUACAGUGAUUUGAAUGAGUUUUGAAAAUUAGUGAUUUGAAGUGUUAAUUGUGCCACCAAUUGAGGAAGCCGGAUUAGCUUAAAUCGAUGGCCAAUAAUUUUGGGUCGAUUCCACCUUAGAACAAAAUAUUAUUAAGAUACCAGAAGUUGAAAUACAUGAACUCAUCUUCAUGGCACAUAUGUUCGAAUUACGGACCAAAUAGUUAAGAAAAUUUCUGUGAUAUUUAUAGUUAUAUCAUUUAAUCUCAUCGCUGUAAUUAGUUUUGUGGUGUGUGGUAUACCGUAGCGAAUGUGUAGUUCGUAUUUAGUAUCAACGGUGUUUUCCAUAAAUUGAUGUUAAGGACAAAACGUUAAAUCGGUGUUUAAUUAAUUAAAUAGUGUAAAGACGCGUUUAUUAUAAUGGAAGAUUCGCCAGGCGUCGAACGUCAACCGCGCGUUAUUCAAGUGACAACUAAACCAGACGCGCCUCGUGCUCAGUCGGUCCAGCCUGUAGCAGUUGUAUCGCGAACGCCGCGACCAGAUGCCUUGGGUGCAGGCGAAAGGUCGGCACCCGCGGUUCCUGUCGGUAGUCCAGGAUCGCCGACCGACGACGCUCAGCCGAGCGUCUCGGCAACCGCGAUUGUUAACCCUUGUUCAUCGUCUUCGCCACUAAUUCUUGCGGAAAGGUUCUUGGUUUUGGAAACUCUAGAAGGCAGUACACUUAGAAGGUGCAUUAACCUGGACACGCAGCAAGAGAUGGUCUGCAAGGUCGUUCCCAGGAGCUGCGGGUCAGCUCUUCUAGGAGUGCAUUUCCUGCUGCAGGAAUUGGAGCACGUUUCACAUCCAAGAGAGGUGGUUUUAGGUCCAGGAAGGGCUUAUCUAUUGUUCGAUAAAGCUCAAGGCGGUGAUUUACAUUCACACGUCCGAGCAAGGCGGAGAUUGAGGGAACCCGAAGCUAGAAGGCUGUUUCGUCAAAUGGCAACUGCGGUUAGGGAUUGUCAUAAACUAGGAGUUGUUUUGAGGGACCUUAAGUUGAGGAAAUUUGUAUUCGCGGACGAACAAAGAACAAAAUUGCGGUUAGAAUCAUUAGAAGAUGCAGUAGUAUUAGAAAAUCCACAAUUAGAUUGCUUGAGGGAUAAGCGUGGUUGUCCAGCGUACGUGGCGCCUGAAAUAUUAAGGGCGCAUCGAGACUACUCGGGCAGGGCUGCGGACAUGUGGAGUUUAGGCGUCAUAUUAUACACGAUGCUGGUUGGCAGAUAUCCGUUUAACGAUUCAGAACAUGCGUCGUUAUUUGCAAAAAUAACCCGCGGGGUCUUUGUGAUACCAGACUGCCUCAGCGCUAAGGCUCGUUGCCUGGUCAGGUCGCUCCUUCAGAGAUCUCCCUGCGAUCGGCUCAGUGCUGAAGAUGUUCUUCACCAUCCAUGGUUAAUAAAUGAAGAACGCCAGGAAAUCCAAUUCUCGAGGAAUAACUCAGAUCAACAAGUACCAGAUUUCGACCCCUACGAUUUUAACAUGGAUUCUGACGCCAUGGACGUCGAUUGCUGAAUCAGUUUUUUUCACAUAAUUCAGAAAUAAGAUGUUAAAAGUGAUAGGUAAUAUAUAGCAUGUGAAGAAGAAAGUUAAGUUAGUAGGAGACAUGAUUAUGAAGAAUGUAGUGAUAAUCUAAAAUUUUCUUUCUGUUUGGUUCCAAACAGUACAAGUCUAAGCGACUUAACAAGAUGGAUCUCAAUUUUGUUUUUAAAUGAAGAUAAAAUUAUAAGGAGGACUUACAAAUGAUCUUAGACUUCAAGAAUAGUGUGAAGCAGGAUAAGCAUAAAAUCUUGUUACAAAUAAUAUGAUUAAUGUGAUCAUGACUAACUCAUUUUCUAGAAGCUAAGAUUUAUAUAAUAUUCGUGCAAUAUUUGAAAUUCAAAAUAGUUCAUAGUAAAUAUGUCUCCUACUAUUAAUAAAAAAAUCACAUCUGAAUCGUACCUACGUCGAUUUAUUAAGAAAUGUCUUUGUCAUUAGAGAACAAAAACUUUUGUUGUUAUUAAUUUUGUUUGUUUUUAUAUUAUGUUUUAUAAGAAAUCAAUUUGUUUCUUUGUAACUUGGUUUAGUUUCUGUUGUAAA
Molecule: messenger RNA, 2277 nt
Organism: Ctenocephalides felis (cat flea)
Lineage: Eukaryota; Metazoa; Arthropoda; Insecta; Siphonaptera; Pulicidae
Product: tribbles homolog 2-like
Exons: 5
Coding region: 589-1713 (374 amino acids)
Biological process (GO): protein phosphorylation; positive regulation of proteasomal ubiquitin-dependent protein catabolic process; regulation of MAP kinase activity
Cellular component (GO): nucleus
Molecular function (GO): ATP binding; mitogen-activated protein kinase kinase binding; protein kinase activity
Source: RefSeq, a predicted model, not a curated record